Molecule: messenger RNA, 4275 nt
Organism: Polyodon spathula (Mississippi paddlefish)
Lineage: Eukaryota; Metazoa; Chordata; Actinopteri; Acipenseriformes; Polyodontidae
Product: E3 ubiquitin-protein ligase DTX1-like
Exons: 10
Coding region: 1014-2882 (622 amino acids)
Biological process (GO): Notch signaling pathway; protein ubiquitination
Cellular component (GO): nucleoplasm
Molecular function (GO): ubiquitin protein ligase activity; zinc ion binding
Source: RefSeq, a predicted model, not a curated record
GCAACCAAGCGCUCCGACUGUGCUUGAUGUGGGAGUUUUGCUUUACAGUAUGCAAAAUGAUUACUUCGGUAAACCACUCAGCUCAGUGAAAAUAUGCAUGCGUGCGAAUUGUAACCUCGUCAGGUGGAAACAACAAUAGAUGCAGGGGAAUCGAUACGCUAUCUGUUUUUGAUAGAAGACCACGGCGAGCCGCGACACACAAGGACACGAAGGCACCAACCACCACGAUCCUGGAAUGACAUUUUGGUCAUAACAAAAAAAAGGCUACUGACUAUCGCUGCAUAUUGGCAACGUUUGAAAAGAUAUUGAGAAACGCUGUAGAGCUUCCUUUUUAUAUCAAAGGACCGCUGCAAACACGCAUAGAAUAAAGCUACAAGAGACGCAGAGGGCAUUAUUUAAAGUAAAAAAAUAAUAAUAAUAAUUCAGCAUGCAGUCUUUGCAUUGAACAUCCAUUUUUAAUCUCCGCCCGUAACCAAGAAACGGGGGAGAAAGAGAGUGUGUGAGAGAGCGAGGAAAAGCGGGUUGAAGAGGAUAGGAAAGAGGAUAGCUUAUUUAAUUAAAGCGACCUGCCUGUGUAGGAUGAAGUUCUGCGGGAAUUCGAAACAACCCAAUCUGAAGAAAUGAAUUUUAAUUAACCCGAAAUGUCGUAAUAGAUUGGAAUAUCCGUCACCUAGGAAACUCGCUUGCAAAACUGCGCUCCAUACAGGAAGGAGUGCACCAAUACCAAGCGGGGUAAACUGGGGGGUGGGGUUACAAACUGUAAAGAAGGUAUCCCUGUGCAUGAAGUUGAAAAUCAGAGAUUGCUGUUUGGUUUCUGAUCUCUCUGGGAUGUGGAAAAACGAGCCCAGUCAAAACCAUGAUCUAAAGGGAAUCGUUGCCUAAAAACUACGUUUUUUUUUCUGUAUUUUGUGCACCAUGUCAGAGAAGUUGACUAUUACGAUAUGACAACCUAAUCUCACCUGGGAGAGACUGAAAAAAAAAAGUUAAAAAAAAAACCCAGUUUUGGAUUUGCAAUGAUGUUGCGUCCUGGAUCUGCAAUGAUGAUCCAUGUGAACGGACUGGGGUAUGCACCCCAGAACCUGGCCCGGGUGGUGGUGUGGGAAUGGCUGAACGAGCACGGUCGGUGGCGACCCUACAGCGCUGCCGUGUGCCACCACAUCGAGAACGUGUUGAAGGGGGACUCGCGGGGCACGGUGGUGCUGGGCCAGGUGGACCCACAACUGGCCCCUUACAUCAUAGACCUGCAAUCAAUGCACCAGUUUCGACAGGACACAGGCACCAUGCGGCCUGCGCAGCGUAACUUCUAUGAGCCCUCUUCGGCCCCAGGGAAGGGGGUGGUGUGGGAGUGGGAGAACGACAGCGGCUCCUGGACCCCCUACGACAUGGAGAUCUGUGUGACUAUCCAGAACGCCUAUGAGAAGCAGCACCCCUGGCUGGACCUCACCUCGCUGGGCUUCUGCUACCUCAUCGACUUCAACAGCAUGACCCAGACCAACCGGCAGAGCCAGCGCAAGAGGAGGCUGCGUCGCAGGAUGGACCUGGCCUACCCGCUCACCACGGGCUCCAUCCCCAAGUCCCAGUCCUGGCCUGUCGGCACCAGCUCCGGCCAGCCCUGCUCCUGCCAGCAGUGCAUCCUGGUCAACAGCACCCGGGCCGCCUCCAACGCCAUCCUGGCCUCCCAGCGCCGCAAAGUCUAUACCGGUGCCAACGGGACCCCCGGGACCCUCACUCUGGUCAGGCAGAGCAACACCUUUGCAGGCACCACUCUCUGGUCCCCAACCUCUUCGGUCAGCAGAGGCUCAGCCAAGCCAGAGCAGGUCCAGUCCCCAGGUACGGGAACCACCUACCCCAGGGUGCCUGCUCUCUCUGCCCCCACCCCCGCCUCUGGGCAGAACAACCUGAACCGGCCCGGCCCCCAGCGAUUUGCCUUGGUGAGCACGCGAGGAUCCAUCCCACCAGGGGUCCCUGCACUUCCUGUGAAGAACCUUACUGGCUCUGGCCCAGUUCACCCAGCAUUGGCAGGCAUGACUGGCAUCCUGAUGUGUGCAGCGGGCCUCCCUGUGUGUCUGACCAGGGCCCCCAAACCCAUCCUGCACCCCCCUCCCAUCAACAAGGGCGACAUAAGGCCUGUUCCGGGGGUAAACGGCACCUGCCGCAAAACCAAGAAGAAGCACUUGAAGAAAGGGAAGAACCCAGAGGAUGUGGUGAAGAGAUACAUGGAAAAAGUGAAGGCGGUUCCUGAUGAGGACUGCACAAUCUGUAUGGAGAGACUGACCACCUCGUCCGGCUACGACGGGGUGCUCAGCCACAAAGGGAUCAAGUCGGACCUGGUGGGCAAGCUGAGCAAGUGUGGCCACAUCUACCACCUGCUGUGCCUGUUAGCCAUGUACAACAACGGCAACAAGGAUGGCAGUCUGCAGUGCCCCACCUGCAAGGCUAUCUAUGGUGAAAAGACAGGCACACAGCCCCCUGGGAAGAUGGAGUUCCACGUCAUCCCCCACUGCCUUCCCGGAUACCCCGAAUUCAAAACCAUCCGCAUUGUCUACGAUAUCCCUGCCGGCAUCCAGGGCACCGAGCACCCAAAUCCAGGGAAGAAGUUCAGCGCCAGAGGAUUCCCUCGGCACUGCUACCUGCCGGACUUAGAAAAGGGAAGAAAGGUCCUCAAGCUGUUGAUAGUUGCCUGGGACCGCCGCUUGAUCUUUACCAUCGGCACGUCCAACACCACUGGGGAGUCGGACACUGUGGUCUGGAAUGAGAUCCACCACAAGACGGAAUUUGGCUCCAACUUGACAGGACACGGCUACCCUGACCCCAAAUACCUGGGCAAUGUCCUGGCGGAACUCUCCGCUCAGGGAGUGACCGACGAGGUGCUGAAAGACUGAGGCACAACAAGAGAGAGGAGCAACUUGUGACGAGGAAGGAUCUUCUUUACGAAAAAGGAAAACAAAAGGAAUCUUCUUUAACUUAGCGACUUGCUAAAAAAAAAAUAAAUAAAUAAAAUAACCACUAUUUCUUCUGCUUUAGCUCCAUUUGCCUUGGGCUUGCAUUAUCUUGCCAAAAAAAUGAAAACAAAAGUGGAGGAACAAAGUUCUGAGCCUGCCCUCUAGGAGGAGCUUAGAGGGAGGCUGGGACUGCUGCAUUUUUAUUGGUCACUGUGUCUGCGGGGGCGGGACAGAGUAGGGAGGCUCUUCCACUUAGAGAUGGUAGAUUGUCAUGAAAGAGCAAAGUCAUCAAUUUAAUGUUAACCAUUUUCUUUGUCUUGAAUAAAUAAAUCAAAUAUAGGAAUAUAUUAAUGGAUUCAUUAACAUACCUUGCUGUUGUUAUGGAGUGCAGAAAGGCUAUGGUUUUAUCAUAUAUAUAUAUAUAUAUAUAUAUAUAUAUAUACACGUUUACAAAUAAGCCCUUAUUAAAGGAGCGGUGUCCGAAUACUUUAGUAUUCUCAACUAACCUUUGAAGUGGAGAAUCUAUAUAUAAUCUAAAUGUUAAAAAUGUAUAUUUGCCCUGCAAAGUGGCUGAACACACAAAACUUACUCCAGUUUAGUUUGUCAAGAACCUGCAGAUUGGAAGCUUUUGUCACUUCUACAUGCAAAAACUUAAAUGAAUAUAGAUUUAGAUUUUCAUUUUACUCCAUAUUUCCCCUUUUUUAACAUUACAAUGUUCUGUUUUUGCUUGUCAAGUUGUUACAUUCGAAAUACUGUAGUUUGCGUGCUAGCAAAAAUCCCCUAGAAACUGCACCGUGGGAAGAUGUAUGACUUUAGUACAGCUUAUAGUUGAAGUUCUGCUUAUGGUAGCCACUUCUGGUGAAGAAUUUCAAAGAAAAGCUGGUUUCUUUAUAGCAAAUGCAUUAAGAAAGGGAGUUUAAAAACAGUGGUUCCAGCAACGUCAUGAGAUUUAACCUCCUUGUCAAAUAGCUUGCCAAUACACAUUCAGAGUAGAUGUAUUAGUAUAAUAUUGUAGAUGUAUUUAAACCAUUUAUAAACGUAUUUCCUCAACAAGUCCUUCCAAGAUUUAAAAUAAAUCCUUAAAUUGAAUUUCUUACGUAGUGGUCUGUUUGUGUCCCAUUCGGUGUCCCUUGCAUGUUAAAAAAUAUGUUUUACAAACAAGUGCAUUAUAUUGUAAGAAGGCUGUUACUGCCAAGUCCAUGCCAAAAGUAUGAGCUUUCUAAGUGUUUAUUGUGAAAUGCAUUUAUAUAACAGAAACACCAGCCCUGCUAACUUCACAACCAUGUAACGUAUUGAAGAGUAAACAGACAAAAAGGAAUAUAUAUAUAUAUAU